UUUUCAGAGGUGCUCAGUUCAUAUGAUGACCUGGAUUCUGAUGUAAUUAAGAACUACUCAGAGUUUUCUUUGGCCAGUCUCCUGUAUUAUGGCAUGAAGGAAGGGGCUUGCAGUGAACAGAGUUCCCGUAUGACAGCUAUGGACAGUGCUAGUAAAAAUGCUGGUAAGUAAAUUCAACUUCUCAGGCAGCAGAAUUUUUGUGGGGGGCACAGUGAUGUAGUGCUUUACACUUGACUAAACAAAGGCAUUAGUCCUGGAUGCUGGGCUGUCAUUUCCUUUCUGUCAUUUUAUUUCAUUUCCUGUAAAUCCUCUUUUAAGCCCUGUCUCUGUUAAGCCCCCCCCCCCUUUUCAGGAAAAGAAAGUUAAUAAGCCCACCUCUCCUCCCCCUUAUUAUUUUUCACUAAUAAAUAAAAUUAUAGACUGUAUAAACAACUGUAAAACUUCCUUUGCACUGAUCUGGGAUGGUUUAUUGAAGUGUUGGAAGUUCGGAUUUGUUUUUGAUCCUCAGUUGCAUGACCUCCAACUUCUUGUAGUUGAGCUUUUCCACUUGAAACCCAUACCACCAUCUUAGCUAAAUAAAUAUUAAAGGAGCCCCCCUCUCUAAUAAUAAGUCUCUAAUAAGUCUUUCGUCUCUAUUUAGCCGCCCCUCCCCCCCCUCAAAUGUGUUUGAAAUUAAUAAGGCCCUCAAAGACGAUGUACGGUAUUCAAGAAACUGAUUUUGACAAUGAGUUUCACCUCACAGUUGAAUAAUAUUAUAAAUGCUCUAAAAUGACCACUAGUAGCUAAAAUUAGCAAAGGAAAAGAGGAAACAAAGAAAUCUGGAUUAAAUGUUAAUCUUACAUCAGUGUCAACUGAUAAAGAAAGAUGUGGGCCAAGUUUUAGCCUGCCUGGCAGGUGUUCCAAAGUGAAGGGGAAGGGGUAAUUUGGGCACACAGAGUGCAACGGGUGUGCAAGAAAGGGGAAGUUCCUUUUUUCCUCCUCCUUGUGUGCUUGGUUUCCCCUUUCCCUUCCCAGAAUGAAUGCUUCACUCAUUGACUCAUUAGCAUUAGUUCUGGCACCCAGGGCUGUCAUUAAGAGCCGGGGGGUGGGGAUUUCCCCCGGCUAUUCUGAACAUGGUCCCCUGCCACUUUCGUUAGAAAAUAGAAGAAAAAUAGAACCAAAAGAAGUCCUUAGCUGUUUGAUUCCCUGCAACUUGUUGUAUUUACCCUGCUACUGACAGCCCUGUCAGACACCAGUCAACCUCAGCAUCUAUAGUAGGCCUCAUUGUGAUUCACUUAUGUUUAUCAACUGUGGCUUCGUUUACAGGUGAAAUGAUUGACAAGUUGACCCUCACAUAUAACCGAACUCGUCAAGCUGUCAUUACUAAGGAGUUGAUUGAGAUUAUUUCAGGAGCUGCUGCUCUGGACUAG
Messenger RNA from Porites evermanni, 1409 nucleotides. NCBI's taxonomy places the organism in Eukaryota, Metazoa, Cnidaria, Anthozoa, Scleractinia, Poritidae. The record is from the annotation of a GenBank genome assembly.